This is a messenger RNA of Phycodurus eques (leafy seadragon), 6256 nucleotides long. It is a transcript of the gene lsamp, whose product is annotated as limbic system associated membrane protein. Bases 204 to 1217 code for a protein of 337 amino acids. The record is from RefSeq and is a predicted model, not a curated record. The transcript is spliced from 8 exons. Gene Ontology annotation, cellular component: neuron projection. NCBI's taxonomy places the organism in Eukaryota, Metazoa, Chordata, Actinopteri, Syngnathiformes, Syngnathidae.
UUCGGACGCCGAAAGCGUUGCACAUUAUUGGUCUGUUGUGCAAGGACAACACUGCACAUUUUCAACCACAAGUAUUUUUACUGGACUGCGUAGGACCCAAGACUGCUGGACAACUACUUCGAUUCAUUUUGUUUCUUUCCAUCUUUUGGAUCUAUUGCGCGCUGCAGAGCUUUAAAAAAAAAAAAAAAAAAAAUACCAAAAAAAUGCUCGUCGGGCGCAAAUCGUGUUGGAGGCAGUUGCAGGCUUCUUUUUUCAGACUGCUAUGUCUUCUUCCAACAGGAUUCCCCGUCCGGAGUGUGGAUAUGCAGCGGGCCACCGACAACAUCACGGUCCGUCAGGGCGACACAGCCAUUAUAAGGUGUUAUGUAGAUGACAAAGCCUCCAAGGUGGCCUGGCUCAAUCGAUCAAACAUUAUCUUUGCCGGUGAGGACAAGUGGUCUCUGGACCCCAGAGUCGAUCUGGUUACCAAAGGACAACUUGAGUACAGCCUACGCAUACAAAAGGUGGAUGUUUAUGAUGAAGGGUCGUACACCUGCUCCAUACAGACUAAGCAGCAGCCGAAGCCUUCAUUGGUCUACCUCAUUGUACAAGUUCCAGCAAACAUCUAUAAGAUGUCAGAAGACAUGAUGGUGAAUGAGGGCAGCAACGUGACACUCAGCUGCUUGGCCAGUGGCAGACCAGACCCGCUAAUUACCUGGCGGCUGCUCAACCCCUCAGCCGAGCCACUGGAUGGAGAGGAGUACCUGGACAUCAUUGGUAUAAUGCGAACUCAAGCAGGUCGCUAUGAAUGCAAGGCCAGCAAUGAUGUUGCUACGCCUGAUGUCAAAUAUGUCAAUGUGAUCGUCAACUACCCUCCAACAAUAAAAAAAACCCAGAGCUCAGAGGCCCAGCUUGGCCGCAUUGGGACCCUACUGUGUGAAGCUACCGCUGUGCCCACACCAGAAUUUGAAUGGUACAGGGAUGAAAAAAGGCUGUCCAAUGCGCAGGGCCUCAAUAUCCAAGUUCUUGGCACUAGUACAGUUCUCAUGAUUCCAAGUGUCACUGAAGAGGAUUAUGGGAAAUAUACCUGUGUGGCCUCAAACCGACUGGGUGUCCAAAAUUCCAGUCUCUUCCUCUACAGACCCGGAACAGGCCGAGAUAUCAACGGCUCAACUUGUGUAUCUCAAUCACUGUGGCUCCUGCUGGCCUGCAUCACCUGCCUUCUCUUCAAGUGUUAAUAGCUUUCCUCUCCUCUUCCUCCCACUUGGCCUUUGACCUUCCCAUUCACUUUCUCUCCAACUCACCGACAUCCUUAUUGCUACAACGACCUUACCACCACCAGACUGUUUGCAUCGUUCCAAACACCUUACAUGCUGUCAAGUAUUGCUCGCAAAUACUACGUCUGGUUAUGAGUACGACACUAUAGACGCGAGAGGGGGGAAAAAUAAGUAAAUAAAAAAUAACGAUAUGAAAGACAGAAUAAGCAAACGGUGCUUUUUUAAUGAUUUGUGUUGCUCUUUUUAAUACGUAAGCACUUCUUUGUUUCUGCUUUCUGCAGAUGCUUUAGAAUUUGUUGUACUUGUGUCUUCAUGGAAUUGAAUACAAAGGUAUCCCACUUAUGAGGAUGCCAACAAUCAUUUGUCUGUAGAAGAACUGAAGAGUCCCAGAGUUGCAUUAUGUCCAGUUAAACAAGACGAUUUUAUCACGUGGUUAUCCAGUGCAUUAAUGGGUCGGAAUAAUCUGCCAAAUUUUAAAUGAUAAGAUAGUAAAAGUAGGAUUUGUGUUGUUGUCUGGGCAUUAAGUUGACUCCAUUCAGAGUACAAAUUGAUCUGGUAAUAAAUACCAACAACCAUAUUUCGUGAAUUUGCAACCUUUUUUCCAGCUCCGUGUUUUUGCUCUAAGCCUAACACGAUCAUCCGAAACAGCCUAUUCUCAUGAGAAAUUAUUAGGAUGUCGGGUAAAAAGUCAAGCACAAGUAUAUUUUCUAGCAACAGGAAUGUCAUCUGACUCUUCCGAGAUGUUUUUAGUGAAAAAACCUGAAGGCAAAUCCAUACAUAUAUAUAUAUAUAUAUAUAUAUAAGAUAUCCAAGUGCAACUUUUUGAAAAUUAUUGUUAUCUUUUCCAUGUAAGCGCAAAAAAUGGUAGAGCGGGAAGACAGAAGACGUGCACGUGUUCAUAACCAAAAAUAAAAAUAGUGCUGGUCAAGAACAUGAGGCAGUGAAGAGUUAAUUUACUAUGCUAGCGGAGACACAUUACUUACAUCAAAUUGUAAAGCCACAUACAGUAUAUUGCAAACUCUACUUUUGGAAAAAACCCAGCAAGACAAGUACCAUAAUUUCUCGUGUAUAAUGUGCACCCAUGUAUAAUACGCACCCCCAAAGUUGACCUCAAAAUUCUGGAAAACCCUUCUACCUAUGUAUAAUGCAUUUUUACAAUGCAUGAUUUUGCGUCUACCUAUAUGAUCAAAACAUGAAGUAUUAUUUGUAUUUUGUUUGUUUUUUCAAAGAAUUAUUCUGAAGUUAAGUACUUUAUUUGAACAUGUAGUACUUUCUUUUUAUUUACUUGCUCUUAUUUUGAAAUUUACAGCCCUACUUUAUUUAAUAAAUAAGAUAACACACAGUUGUGCUCAUAUGUUUGGUUACCCAGACAGAAUUUGUAAGAUGAAGGGCCAGGCGAAACACAUUUAGUUUUAUUUUAAUGGGAUUCAAAUUAAACUGUCAAGCAUUUCAGAAAAGGAACAAAACUCCAGUACGUCGUUUUCAGUAGUUUCUGUGGGUCCAUGUCAAUAGAGAUUCUUUUGACAUAUGUACAUGAAGAGAAACGUUUUCUCUAGCUCUUUAUUUUGAAAAUGUAUACAUUGCCUGCAUGUCCAAAUCUGUGAAGUCCAUCUUUAACACACUCCCCUGCUAAUAACAUUUCAAAGCAGUGUUGAUAUUAGUUUAGUUAGUUGGGGGUCGUUCUUUUUCUUCAAGAUUUAUUUGUUCUUUAAAAUUAACUGUAUUUAGAAAAAUGGAAGGUUGGACAAGUAACAAUGAACGUGUAUAUCAAUUAUAGAUUGGAUUUUAUACGAAAUCCUCAAUGAUUCUCAUGAGAAAUGGCUGAACAAAAUGCACAGUAGGUCCUAAUUUAACUUAAUGUACAUAGUAACAUUUUGUAUUCCUCUGUGAUGAGGCAACCAGAGCUACUUGUUGCAUUGUGUCUGUUCGAUGAGCAUCCAACCUGGCCGUUGGCCUUCACUUCCAGGCAGCUUGAACCUGCACAUUUAGCUCCAUGCAGUAAACCACACCACCUGCUUUUAGCUCAUGACCUUUUUUUAUCUGCUGUUACUGAUCAAAAUGUAUGACCCAAUGAAUGACUCUCUUUGACGUUUAACGACUGUGUGAAAGUCUACAGAAAAUACUUUGUGCUACUGACAUUUUUUUCUCUCUGUACCUCAUUCAUUUUAGUAUCAUAUAUCAGGGGUUGGCAAGCUGUGUGACAUGGAGUGACAUUUUCUCCUCAAUGGAUGUGCCAUUAUCAACUUUAACGCAGUUAAAUUAUAACACAAAAUAAAUACAAAAAGAUUUGCAACAUACCUGAACACAACACGUUCAAUAGACUCAACUGCUUGGUAUUCGGAAAAUCUUCUCGUGCUUCGUCUCAAAAUCCAGCUUAACAUGACGUUCGGCACGCAAGAUUCUCACAACAUAAAGUGCACACAGCAUGGUCUUUUAAAACUAUAAAACCAAACUCUUGUGUCCAUAAAGACUGGAAUGCCCUGGGUUUUGCCUUUUUAGCAGCCGUUGCUGCUGAUUAUGGGCAGGAGCUGUCACUCAAGGCCAAUAAAUGAGGCCACACACAAAGCGACAUCGUCACAACACCCAUCGUGGCACGAGUGCCAAAGGUUGCUGACCCCUGAGAGAGAGAAAGAUAUAUAUAUAUAUAUAUAUACCCCGCCUCUCCCCCGAAGAUAGCUGGGAUAGGCUCCAGCCCGCCCGCGACCCUAUUGAAGAUAAGCGGAAUAUAUUCAUUCAAAUGAAUACUAGGGUCACCGGGGAGAGGCGGGGUAUACCCUGAACUGGUUGCCACCCAAUCCUCGCUACAAAACAUAUAAAAACCCUUUCAAAAGGUUUGUAUUUACAGUGGUAAACGAACAGCUGUCAUGGUUGCUGUUUUGUUUCUUAUCUAUUCUUACCGAAUCUUGUGUUCAGCUCAGGUCCCUUGCAUGCUGUUUGGCCACUGCUCUGACAACUCAAAGUAAAGUACUGUAAAACAUUUGUGCAUUUACAAUGAUUGGAUACUGGAGUGUUUAUAGCUGUCUGCUCCAGUUUUCAUUUCAAGCUAUAGGAGCUAGUUCAAUUCAAAAACACUUAAAUGAUCAUUCACACCUGUAGCGGUAAGUGAAAAAAUAUCAACAUAACACAUUUUCAACGAGUUCAUGAUGUCGCACAAUUUUUAUUUUUGACCACGGAAAUAACUCUGCAUUAGCUUAACAACUGUCAUGUUGGGUAACUGAAAUCCUAAUGUUAAAUUGUGACGUUUCACUUUCCGAAAUUGUACUUAAUUUACAAUGCUUACAACAGUUAUGUCCUCGUGUUACAUCCUGCUAGGUUCAUCUGCAUCACUUAGUGUGAGGAAAGCUGACUUUUGUCAGUAACUGAAUAAGAAAUUACAAAACUGAAUAAGUCAUCUUGUAUGAAGAAACCACAUCGAGAACCAAAGAAGAAGAUGAAUUUCCAUUGAGCAAUUUUUGCAUUAAACAAAAUCAAAAACAACCGGGUGUAACUUCCUGAAGGAUCCUUUCACAGGUCGCCUCGCAGUCUAACUAACACCCAAAGUGCCAUUACUAGCAUAUUAAAAAGAUUCCACACCAACCACUAACUUAACGACCACAUGCACAAUCACACAUACACACAAAUGUACCACAAAUUGUGGCUAUACAAUAUAAUAAUACUCCAUUUUUUUUAUUGAUGUGGUGAGGUAGGUACAAUAUUAAAUGAACUGUAUAUUUAUUAUUGUGCUUGUAGUUUGCAGUGGUGCAGAAUGACACUGCAUCAUACUGAGAGUUGUUUAUAAUAUUGAAUUGUUCUAAUUGGUUACCUCAUUUAUCUAUGUGAUUCCAUUUUUAAAAAUAUGACACGUCUCAGUAUGAUGUAGUAUAUUUUCACAACACGAUAGACCAAACCACAAUAAUAAACAUAUUCAGUUAAUGCCUCUCUUACACUGUCAAUCAAAACUGAGCAUGACUAUUUUUGUAAAGGCAGAAUAUUUGAUACAGCUCUUGUUGGAUCUCAUUAGAAGUGGUAAUAAUGUUGUGGCUUUUUAGUGUAUUUCCAUUGUGUAGUUCACAAAAAUGAUGUGCUAAUAUGAUGUAUGCUUUCAUCACUAUGCGCUCUUUGAGUAAAUACACUGUUGUUUUUAUUUUUGUGCCACAGAAACCAAUAAACAGCCAAUAGGUUAAUUCCCAAAUCACCAAGGUAUUAAGAUGAUGAUGUUAUCUGAGACAAACGCCACAUUGUUUAAUUAAAAAAAUAAAAUAAAAUCCACACUUCAUUCGAUCCAUCCAUUGUCUACCGCGUAUCCUGAUCAGGGCAGCGUGCCAGUCAGUCACAGGGUACACACAGUGGAGACAAACAAAACAUUCACACCUAAUGUAUGUGAAAUUUGGAGUCUUCAGUUAACCUACCAUGCAUGUUUAUGGACAGAUGCCACUCAAAACAGGAAACGUGUGAUGUAUAAUCAAUUCAUUCAUCUUUUUUGUCUCUUCAAACACAUCGAUACCUUGCCAGUGUUUUACAAAUCACAACUGCUGAACUCGACACGAGGCAUGUGGCAAGCAAAGGUGAAAGUGCGACUAACCUUUCUAAUUCUUUCUUUCUCUCCUCUGUGUGUAUAUACAGUGUGAUGUUUCUACAGUAGAAUGUUGUAAAAUCAGCAAAGCCUAUAAGUGCAAGAACUCUCUCUGAAAAUAUACCUAUGACAUUUGUACUUAAGAUUCAAUCAAGCAUUAAGGAACAGCAAUGUCCCACAUUUGUCUAUUUUACUUAACUUUAUUAUGGCAUAAGAUGAUUGCAGUUUCUUAAAAAAAAAAAAAAAAAAAAAGCUAUGUAACAAAGAUACAUGAGAAUAUGUUCAUAAAAGAGAAUAAAAGUUGUUUGCAAUCAGUGUUAUGUAUUUAAAUGUGACUAGCUAUGUUGUGCAACCUUUGAAGGAGACACAGAAUCUUAAAUGAAACUGUUGUGUUUAUUACCAUGUAACAUGCUAAUAAAAGAAUAUACUGUAUGUAUUGGUACAUUCU